Messenger RNA from Lytechinus pictus (painted urchin), 5760 nucleotides. RefSeq names its product sialidase-1-like. Lineage: Eukaryota; Metazoa; Echinodermata; Echinoidea; Temnopleuroida; Toxopneustidae. The transcript is spliced from 3 exons. Gene Ontology annotation, biological process: oligosaccharide catabolic process; ganglioside catabolic process. The record is from RefSeq and is a predicted model, not a curated record. The coding region runs from base 1988 to 3157 and encodes 389 amino acids. Gene Ontology annotation, cellular component: cytoplasm; membrane; intracellular membrane-bounded organelle. Gene Ontology annotation, molecular function: exo-alpha-sialidase activity.
AAGAGCUAGUGGAUAUGAAUAAAGGGAAAUAUCGCCGAGCGUACACUUUGGAUUACUAGUAUCUAGGUUUUUUUUAAUGAUAGAUGAUGCAUUAAAUCAAUAUAAUUUCGCGGAAGGAUGCGCAAUCAUGAUGGUUUAUUUCCAAUUUCGUCUAAUGCCAAUUUGUCCAAUUGCCAAUUAACUCGUCUACUAUCAUUUGGUCUACCGUCAAUUCAUCCACUCACCACAAUGCUAUUUCGUCUAUAACCACUUGGUCCAAUAGCCAUUUUGUCCAUAUACCAGUUGGUCAUACCAUUUGGUCUAAUUGGACUAAGUGUUAAAUUGUGCAAAAUGAAUGAAAAUGAUCAAUGGAUUAGACCAACUGGUUAUGAGACGAAAUGCGGGACGAAUUAAAUGAUGAUUGAUUGAUUGAUUUUAUUGAUUUUAUUUGGAAAGUCACCAUAACAUAAUAGUACAGUAGCAUUAAAACAACAGGCUUGCACAGGAUGACCCACAAAAGCUCGAAAGCUUAUUUCCAGUGGGGUCCUCGACAUACAGAAUUAAGAUAAUAAAAUGGUAAAAUUAUACUAUUUACAUAUUAAAAAAGUGAAGAAAAAAAAAUCAGAAUUUACUAUUACCAAUAAAUAAGAUAUAUAGAUAAUAUAUACAAGAAUAUAACGAAGAAGAAAAGAAGGAGAAGGAAUAGAAGAAGAAAGGGGAGGAGGAGAAGGAAGAAAAGGAUGAGGAAGAAAAAUAAUAAGGAGAAGAACAACAGCAAAAACGGCGACAACAAUAACACGAAGAGGAGAAUAGAAGGAAGAGAUCAAAGAAAUAGAAAGAAUAGAAGAAAGGACAUAUCAAAGCUUCAAUCAAACUAUGUAAAAUAAAUAAUAAUACCUGGUAGAGAAGAGAAAAGAACGUGAUCAGUAUUCAGGCUAAAUCAACCGUAUAACAUAUAAUUUGCAUCUUCUCUUUGACUCUCAAGUGAAAGAUAUUCUUUCAAUUUCCUCUUAAAAUGCAAAAAGUUUCCUAUUUCCUUUAUAUCAUUAAUUGGGAAGGGAAUUCCAAUGUUUUAUAGCAUUGUAAUAAUAGGAGUUACCAAUACUACCUACCCUUUCUGGUCAGCAAAAGUUGAAAUGGCUGUUUCUUGUACUAUAGUUAUGUAAUUCGGUAACUAGAUUAAAGUUUGAUCCAAUGUAAUGAUUCGAUCUAUUGUGAUAGAUGUUAUGCACGUGGUGCAAAAUAAGCUGUUUUGAUCUUUUGUUGACUUCAAGAAAACCUGCUCCAGAGAGUUCGGUGUAGCCAACAUGGGUUCUGGGACCAGAACAGUUAAUGAAUCUAACCAAUUUAUUCUGUAUAAUUUUCAACUUCUUUUUAUCGAGUUCGCUUAUGCCACUAAACCAAGCAGGGUUAGCAUGGGGGUUAGCAUAGUCAAAUAAACUCUGAAUAAGAGCAAAACAGAGAAUACGCCUUGCUUUUUUAUCCAUACAACUUUGAUACCUGUACAGAAAUUUCAAACGGGCAUUCGCCUUUUUCCACGAUUGAUUAUACUAAAGAUGAAAAUGAAAGGGAGCUAGUCAACUCAAUGCCUAAAUACUUUACAGAUUCUUUCCUCUGAAUUAUCUUAUUACUGUAUGAUACCGUACUUCAAAUUCAAAUGAAGUUUUAUAAUUACUUUUAGAACAAAACAGAAUGCUCUCGGUUUUGCCUAAGUGUAACGAUAAUCUAUUAACAGUAGACCAAAUGGUUAAUGGACCAGAUGAUUGUUAGACAAAAUGUUGAUGGGCGGAGUGGCAUUAGACUAAAUGAAAGUAGACCAUGCGGUGAGUGGACGAGUUGGCAGUAGACGAAUUAGCAAUUUACCAUCAUAUUUGGGUCUGUGUCCAUAAAGACUACGUACCGGUCGAGGCUUGCAUUUGGAGACGAGGUUGUUGUAAAUGAUCACCUGACCUUUGUUUACAGCGGAAUAGUGUCACAUGAUUCUGUAUUCGCUGCGGAGGCUACCUCCAUGAUCAAAUUAACCAUGGCAAAGCUUGCAUUGAACACUCUACGACAUUUGUUCUUAAUAAUCUCAAUCUUAUUGUCAGUCACGUAUGCGAUAACCCCAUUUGUGAUAGAAGAGCAACUGCUUUGGGAAUCAUCGGACGAAGGCGAAGUUUCAACCUAUCGAAUUCCCAUCAUCAAGCAAAUGCCAAAUGGAGACCUCCUCGCCUUCAGCGAAGCGCGAAAAUACAGCUCCGCGGAUGCCGGGGCGAAGUUCAUCGCCAUGCGCCGCUCAUCAAACAGCGGGCAGUCGUGGGGACCGAGUGUUUUUAUUCUCAACGAUUACAAAGUUCCAGACGGGUUGAAUCUUGGCACAGUUCUGGUUGACAGUAUAACAAACAACACCAUGUUGAUUCACACGUUCUGUGUUCAUUCAGUAUGCAAUGGCACUGGGCAAAAGCCAUCUGGAGUUUUCAUGGUGACGAGUCCAGACUUUGGUCACAGUUGGUCCGAGCCUGUGAAUUUAGGAGAGAAGAACCCAAAGCUCAUGGACCUACAUUUCGAUCCUGGGCCCGGUUAUGGGAUUCAGAAACAACACCCCCCUCACAAAGGCAGACUGAUUACCUGUGGACAUGCUGAUGGUGCAAACGGUGCAGAUGAACGGUCAAUGUUGUGCCUUCAUAGCGAUGAUGGUGGUGUAAUAUGGAAUAUAAGUAUGGGAUUGGCUGGUCUUCCAUAUGGUCAGACAAAGAAAACUGGAGAUUUUGUACCAGGUGAAGUUCAGAUUGUUGAGUUGAAGAAUGGGACGAUCCUUGCCAAUGUGCGGAAUACCUACAAUUAUCACUGCAAGUGUCGCAUCCAAGCGAUGAGCUUUGACGGUGGAUCGUCAUUCCCCACGACCUCAAUUCAACUGAAAGAAGAACUACUCGAUCCUGACGUCUGUGGGUCAAUCCUCAACUUCAAUGAUGACCAAUUUAUAUUCUUCAGCAAUGCGUACAGUAUCGUUUCUCGGAUCAACCUCACGCUUCACUGGAGCACGGACGCUGGGAGUACCUAUCCAAAUCUUUUGAAUAUUUAUGGAAAAGGUAGCGGAUAUUCAUGCCUAACUUAUGUUGAUAAAAAUCACAUAGCUCUGGUUUAUGAAAAAGAUGAUAUAAAGUUUAUUUCGUAUGUAAGGAUCCAGCUUAAUCUCUAGUCCUAAGUCAAGUUUUUAGAGCAACCAAUUUAAUGCAUGAAACAGAUUUCCUGUUGUACUAGUAUCUGAUUCUUAGUUGUGUUGAAUAUACAUUGCAAUGCCAAAGAAAAUAUUGAUUGAUGGACGAAUCAGACAGAUUUAAUCCAUCUAGUGAACAUGGAUACUACGCCAUGAGUCAAACUUCGAAGUAUUAGAAAUUCAAUAAAAAUGACCUCCAUUUUUGAAUGGAUUUGACUUUGAAUGCUUCUGUAAUUUGUGCUAUUGCCAUUUCUUACAGGAUUGUAGGGAAAAAGUUGCAGCUGAUAUCUAUGUAAGCAAGGUCUAUUAACUAGAUUUCACCGAUUGUAGCUUAUUAUUACUGUGUUUACAUGCUGCAUCGGCUUGCGGUUCAGAACCACGAGCCGAUGCAAAAUUGGCUUUUUGGUUGCGUGUAAACGUGAUUAACUUGCAUCGGCUCUCGGUGCAGAAUCUGCUUUUUUUCUACGUGUAAACAGAAAGUCGAUUCUGCAUCGACAAUUGACCCGCAUUUCAUUUACUUUACCAUUAUGACGUACUUGGAAGCGCACGGAGCCAGCGUUGUCUUUAUUAUGACGUAUAUUGUUGGUGCGCGGAUGAUUUCAGGUUUUUGCAACGUGAGCUGUGACAGCGUGUAAACGCGGUGCAAAAUAAACCAAAAGCCGAUUCUGCAUCGGCUUUUGGUUCUGAACCAAAAGCCGAUGUACGUGUUAACACGGUAUAUAUUACCAAUUUUCCUAGGGAUGUUCAUUUCCUUAUCAUAGCUGUUAUUGUUAUUGUGAAAUACGUACUGUUAUUGUUCUUGUCAUGUUAUGAAAGUUAUUAAUUGUAAUGUUUUUCACUACUUUUAAAAAGUGCCAUUUGAGCACCUUUCUUACAAAUUUAGUGUUUGGAUAUCAGAAAGUAACAAGCACAGAUUAUACACGUAGAUCCUGAAAUUUUCAGCCAAUUCCAUGCUUGAUAUCUGAUAAAAAAAAUAAUAAUGCACAAAUAUUACUGUAAUUGGGCACCAGGCCAAAUUUGAUUUUCAGUUAGAAUUGCAAAAUUUAUCAAAUGAACACGAUCAAACCUUAUGAUCAUCAUGAAUGUUUUUAUGCACACAUUUUUAAGUGGCAUUUUGGCAGCCACUUUUAGGGGGAUUUUCAAACUUAAAUCGGCUUUCAGAUCCGUUUUUCAAUAUGAAAUAUUUUUAAUACCAUUUCAUUAUGAGAAAGAAGCACACUUGACUGAUGGUAAAGUAUGUACAGGGGUGUACUACAAAUUUCCUUCAAAGUAUAUUUAUGUCAACCACCUACACCUGAAGAAUUCAAAAAUUUAGAAAUGUAUAGUAUACAUUGGUAAUAAAUUGGUAUGGUAAAAAAAAAGGUUACUCAGUAAUGUUCACUUAUUUAGCAACCAGAAGACAAAUCUGUACAUUAUAUGAGUACUUUUGACAAUAAUUUAUGUAUUCAUUGUUGAAGUUUGAACCUGUAAUGUAUUUCUAUGGGGGGGGGGGGUCGGUCUCAACUACAACAUAAUUUUCAAACCAACAUGAAAGACUAUCGUUGCCCAUGCUUUAUUUUCUUCAUCACUGUUUGGUACAAAUUGUUAACUACAUAAACAUGUAUUUUUUUUCUUAUGAAAGAAAAUAGAUCAAAACAAAUGGUUAAAUGGUGAAAGUUCUAAUCAGAUAAGGAGUAACAAAGUUUUUGUUGUUCAAGGAAUAUGAUAUCCCAGAGAUUGUACAUUUUAGAUAUCGAAUUGGAACCUUUGUGAGUUGAUUAUGACAAGUGUUAAAAAUUAUUGUAUACAUAUGCAGGAAUAUUGAUUUUUUUUCCCAUACACCGUUUCUCUUGGGGAGUUAUAUUAUUAUAAUGUCCUCAUAAGAGAAUUAUGAAAUUUUGAGCAAAUAUGUUAGAGGACAUUUUUUUUAGGGGGGGGUGUAAGCAGCCAAUCUUAUAUCCACAUGGGUCCUUUACAAUGCAACCGACCACCUCCCCCCCCCCCAUGGAAAUCUUGUCUUCACAUUUAAGAAGUGUCUCAAAAACCUACAUGUACUUAAUCUAAAUUUACUAUUUCUUUUUAGUUCUGUAAUUUUUUAUUUCUAUACCCUCUGUACUUAUUCUAUCUUCAUUCAAUGCACAUUUUAUCUCAUGAAGAGAUACUUUACACGUUUAUAAAAAAUAUUGUUCGUUUUUUCAAUUUCAUUCAAAUCACUUAGUCCUCUUGAAUUCCCUUUUUUCCUUUGAAAAAAUGUUUGAGGCUUAGUUACCAUUUAACUGUGUUAGAAAUGAGCAUGGGCCUGUUUCAUAGAUACUUACAACUAUUGUAACUUUGCCAUUAUGGCAAAUACCACACUAACAUGGUUUAGCAGCAUAUCACAAUCAAUAUUACCAUGGUACAUGUAGAUACUUUAUUAAUGGUAAAGUUACAAUAGUUGCAACUCUUCAUGAAACAGGCCCCAAUUGAUUUUAUUCAGAUCACACGUCACCUACGUAAUAUUUUUCUUCUCAGUGAUUUUGAGUAAUUUUUACUUAAAAUUUUUUGUCGAGUUUCAAUUGUGCAAUAUUGUAAUUUACCUUUGCGAAUAAAAUUUCACAUUGAAAAUA